Anneissia japonica is the source of this 6127-nucleotide messenger RNA. RefSeq lists its product as uncharacterized. The transcript is spliced from 21 exons. The record is from RefSeq and is a predicted model, not a curated record. Bases 220 to 5781 code for a protein of 1853 amino acids. Lineage: Eukaryota; Metazoa; Echinodermata; Crinoidea; Comatulida; Comatulidae.
CUCAAUUCGUCCCUGAAAGGGUUUCAAAUCGCUACUAGUGGCAAACAAUUGGGCCGAUUUUAAAAGUAUCUAAUUAAGCUCAAAUUUACCAGGAAUGAUCUGACUGUGUUCAUAUUGUAGUUUUUAUUUUAUUUUUUUUCAGAAACACCAUCCUUGGUCAUUGAUGUUGUCAAUAGGAAAAUAUACUUUGCUGGAACGGUAUCUAAAAAGGUGUAUGAAAUGAACAUGAAUGGUAGUGGUGUCAAAGUAUUAUCUGAUACCCCCAAAUUAAAACAGCCAUCAGACAUCGCUAUUGACCCAACAAACGGGUAUCUUUACAUCAGUGAUAUUGGGCAAAAUGCCAUUGAAAGAAUGCUAACGGAUACAGGCAAAGACCGACAAGUCGUUGUGUCUGGUGAAAAGGUGAAUGGUAUUGAUGUGGAUUUGUCAGAUUGUCGUUUGUAUUGGACGAAUCGUGUUGAAAGUCAGAUACGUAGAAGCAGUUUUUUGGGUUCUGACAAAAUAACAAUUGCCAAUUCGACAUCAUUACCACAAUUGACAGAACCUGUCGACGUGACAUCACUUGGAGAAUACCUUUUUAUUUUGUCGAACACAAAGGAGAAACUAAUCCGGAUAUCGGAGAAUGGAAAGAAUCUGGAAUAUAUUGGAAACAGUGUAUUUUCGGAACCGGAAACUCUUAUUAUUCGGAGAGUAAAUAAUGCAAGAAUACCAACAACCUGUAAGGACCAAGGGCAAGGCAAACCUGGUAGGCCAGGAGGACAAGGCAGACCUGGUCAACCUGGUAGGCCCGGUAGACCGGGAAUGCCUGGUGGACCGGGAAUGCCUGGUGGACCGGGAGGACCAGGAGGACAAGGUGGAUCUGGCGGACCAGGAGGGCAAGGUGGCAGACCUGGAGGACAAGGAAGACCAGGUGGACCUGGUAGGCCGGGAGGACCAGGCAGACCUGGUCAACCUGAUAGACCCGGAAGACCAAGUGGACCAGGAGGACAAGGUGGAUCUGGUGGACCAGGAGGAGAAGGCAGACCUGGUCAACCUGGUAGGCCCGGUAGACCGGGAAGACCUGGUGGACCGGGAGGGCCAGGAGGACAAGGUGGAUCUGGCGGACCAGGAGGGCAAGGUGGCAGACCAGGAGGACAAGGAAGACCAGGUGGAUCUGAUAGGCCGGGAGGACCAGGCAGACCUGGUCAACCUGGUAGACCAGGUGGUCCAGGAGGACAAGGUGGAUCUGGUGGACCAGGAGGUCAAGGUAGACCAGGUAGUCCUGGAGGACAAGGAAGACCAGGAGAACAAGGUGGAUCUGGUGGAUCAGGAGGGCAAGGUAGACCAGGCAGACCUGGUCAGCCUGGUAGACCAGGAGGGCCUGGAGGACAGGGUGGAUCUGGUGGACCAGGAGGUCAAGGAAGACCAGGUAGGCCUGGUAGACCAGGACAUGGUGGAUCUGGUGAACCUGGAGGGCAAGAUGGAUCUGCAGUGUGUGGACUUCCUAAAAAUAGUGCAGACUAUGUAAUUCUCGCAACCGAUGGAGCUAAAGGUUUAAUAUAUUAUGCUUUUAUUAAUACACCGAGCCAAGAGAAUAUUGACCUAACUCCUUUCCCAAUCACAAUCGAAGGAGGGCUCCGAGGAGUGGAAUAUGAUCCGGUAGAGAAAUACAUUUAUUGGACAGAAGUACAAACUAAUAAAGUCAAGCGAGCCUGUUUGAACGGAUCUAAUGUUGAAGUUAUACGUCCAAACUCAAAAACACCAUCCUUGGUCAUUGAUGUUGUCAAUAGGAAAAUAUACUUUGCUGGAACGGUAUCUAAAAAGGUGUAUGAAAUGAACAUGAAUGGUAGUGGUGUCAAAGUAUUAUCUGAUACCCCCAAAUUAAAACAGCCAUCAGACAUCGCUAUUGACCCAACAAACGGGUAUCUUUACAUCAGUGAUGUUGGGCAAAAUGCCAUUGAAAGAAUGCUAACGGAUACAGGCAAAGACCGACAAGUCGUUGUGUCUGGUGAAAAGGUGAAUGGUAUUGAUGUGGAUUUGUCAGAUUGUCGUUUGUAUUGGACGAAUCGUGUUGAAAGUCAGAUACGUAGAAGCAGUUUUUUGGGUUCUGACAAAAUAACAAUUGCCAAUUCGACAUCAUUACCACAAUUGACAGAACCUGUCGACGUGACAUCACUUGGAGAAUACCUUUUUAUUUUGUCAAACACAAAGGAGAAACUAAUCCGGAUAUCGGAGAAUGGAAAGAAUCUGGAAUAUAUUGGAAACAGUGUAUUUUCGGAACCGGAAACUCUUAUUAUUCGGAGAGUAAAUAAUGCGAGAAUACCAACAACCUGUAAGGACCAAGAACAGGGCGAACCAGGUAGGCCCGGAGGACAAGGCAAACCUGGUCAACCUGGUAGACCCGGUAGACCGGGAAGACCUGGUGGACCAGGAGGACAAGGUGGAUCUGGCGGACCAGGAGGGCAAGGUGGCAGACCUGGAGGACAAGGAAGACCAGGUGGAUCUGGUAGGCCGGGAGGGCCAGGCAGACCUGGUCAACCUGAUAGACCCGGAAGACCAGGUGGACCAGGAGGACAAAGUGGAUCUGGUGGACCAGGAGGACAAGGCAGACCUGGUCAACCUGGUAGGCCCGGUAGACCGGGAAGACCUGGUGGACCAGGAGGACAAGGUGGAUCUGGCGGACCAGGAGGGCAAGGUGGCAGACCAGGAGGACAAGGAAGACCAGGUGGAUCUGAUAGGCCGGGAGGACCAGGCAGACCUGGUCAACCUGGUAGACCCGGAAGACCAGGCGGUCCAGGAGGACAAGGUGGAUCUGGUGGACCAGGAGGUCAAGGUAGACCUGGUCAAACUGGUAGGCCCGGUAGACCGGGAAGACCUGAUGGAUCUGGUGGACCAGGAGGUCAAGGUAAACCAGGUAGGCCUGGUAGACCUGGUGGACCAGGAGGGCAUGGUAGACCUGGUAGACCUGGAUUGCAAGAGGGAUCUGCAGUGUGUGGACUUCCUAAAAAUAGUGCAGAGUAUAUAAUUCUCGCAACCGAUGGAGCUAAAGGUUUAAUAUAUUAUGCUUUUAUUAAUACACCGAGCCAAGAGAAUAUUGACCUAGCUCCUUUCCCAAUUACCAUCGAAGGAGGGCUCCGAGGAGUAGAAUAUGAUCCGGUAGAGAAAUACAUUUAUUGGACAGAAGUACAAACUAAUAAAGUCAAACGAGCCUGUUUGAACGGAUCUAAUGUUGAAGUUAUACGUCCAAACUCAAAAACACCGUCCUUGGUCAUUGAUGCUGUCAAUAGGAAAAUAUACUUUGCUGGAACGGUAUCUAAAAAGGUCUUUGAAAUGAACAUGAAUGGUAGUGGUGUCAAAGUAUUAUCUGAUACCCCCAAAUUAAAACAGCCAUCAGACAUCGCUAUUGACCCAACAAACGGGUAUCUUUACAUCAGUGAUGUUGGGCAAAAUGCUAUUGAAAGAAUGCUUACGGAUACAGGCAAAGACCGACAAGUCGUUGUGUCUGGUGAAAAGGUGAAUGGUAUUGAUGUGGAUUUGUCAGAUUGUCGUUUGUAUUGGACAAAUCGUGUUGAAAGUCAAAUACGUAGAAGCAGUUUCUUGGGUUCUGACAAAACAACAAUUGCCAAUUCUACAUCAUUACCACAAUUGACAGAACCUGUCGACGUGACAUCACUUGGAGGAUACCUUUUUAUUUUGUCAAACUCAAAGGAGAAACUAAUCCGGAUAUCGGAGAAUGGAAAGAAUCUGGAAUAUAUUGGAAACAGUGUAUUUUCAGAACCGGAAACUCUUAUUAUUCGGAGAGUAAAUAAUGCAGGAAUACCAACAACCUGUAAGGACCAAGAACAGGGCGGACCUGGUAGGCCAGGAGGACAAGGCAGACCUGGUCAACCUGGUAGGCCCGGUAGACCGGGGAGGCCUGGUGGACCUGGUGGACCAGGAGGACAAGGCGGAUCUGGCAGACCAGGAGGACAAGGAAGACCAGGUGGACCUGGUAGGCCAGGAGGACCAGGCGGGCCUGGUCAACCUGGUAGACCAGGAGUACCAGGUAGACCUGGUGGACCAGGACAAGGCGGAUCUGGCGGCCCAGGAGGGCAAGGUAGACCAGGUAGACCUGGCAGACCAGGAGGGCAAGGUAGACCAGGUGGACCUGGUAGGCCGGGAGGAGCAGGCAGACCUGGUCAACCUGGUAGGCCAGGUAGACCUGAUAGACCAGGUGGACCAGGAGGGCAGGGUAGACCAGAACAUGGUGGAUCUGGUAGACCAGGGGGACAUGGUAGACCCGGCAGACCAGGAGGGCAUGGUAGACCUUUUAGUGUUGGAGGGCAAGGUGGACCUGCUGAGUGUGGACUUCCUAAACAUGGUAGUGCUGAGUAUAUAAUUCUCGCAACCGAUGGAGCUAAGGGUUUGAUAUACUAUGCUUUUAUUGAUACACCAAAACAAGAGAAUAUUGAGCUGACUCCUUUCCCAAUCACCAUCGAAGGAGGGCUCCGUGGAGUGGAAUAUGAUCCGGUAGAGAAAUACAUUUAUUGGACAGAAGUAAAAACUAAUAAAAUCAAGCGAGCCUGUUUGAACGGGUCUCAUGAUGAAGUUGUACGUCCCAACACAAAAACACCAUCUUUGGUCAUUGAUGCUGUCAAUAGGAAAAUAUACUUUAGUGGAACAGUAUCUAAAAAGGUCUUUGAAAUGAACAUGGAUGGUAGUGGUCACAAAGUAUUAUCUAGUACCCCCAAAUUAAAAGAACCAUCAGACAUCGCUAUUGACCUAACAAACGGGUAUCUUUACGUCAGUGAUGUGGGGAAAAAUGUCAUUGAAAGAAUGCUAACGGAUACAGGCAAAGACCGACAAGUCGUUGUGUCUGGUGAAAAGGUUAACGGUAUUGAUGUGGAUUUGUCAGAUUGUCGUUUGUAUUGGACGAAUCGUGUUGGAAGUCAAAUACGCGGAAGUAGUUUUUCGGGUUCUGACAAAAUAACAAUUGCCAGUUCGACAUCAUUACCACAGUUGACAGAACCUGUUGACGUGACAUCACUUGGAGGAUACCUUUAUAUUUUGUCAAACUCAAGUGAAAAACUGAUCCGGAUAUCGAAGAAUGGAACGAAUUUAGAAUAUAUUGGAAACAGUGUAUUUUCUGAACCGGAAACUCUUAUUAUUCGAAGGAUUAACAAUACAAGAAUACCAACAACCUGCAAGGAACAAGGGCACGGCAGACCUGGUAGGCCAGGAGGACAAGGCAGACCUGGUCAACCUGACAGGCCUGGUGGACCAGGCGGAACUGGGGGACAAGGUGGAUCUGGUGGACCAGGUGGGAAAGGUAGACCUGGUGGACACGGAAGUCCAGGUAGGCCUUGUAGACCAACACAAGGUAGACCUGGAGGACGAGGGGGAUCUGGUAGGCCUGGAGGCUCUGGUAGACCAGGUAGGCCUGGUAGACCUUGCAGACCUGUUGGACCAGGAGGAAUUCAAGAUAAACCUAGUGGGCAAGUUGGUUCUGAUAAACCACCAGUACACAUUAAACCACAGAGAUUUCUUGGACAAACAGAAUAUAUCGUUUUGGUUACGGAUGAAACACAAAAUAUGAUUUAUUACGCAAUCAUAAACAAUUCAGAAACAGACAACAUCGUGUUGAAACCACUCAAAGUGAAAGUCGGUGAAGGUUUAAAGGCAAUAGCCUAUGAUCCUCUUGAGAAACAGAUAUACUGGUCAACAUCAAAAACUGUUAAAAAAACUUACAUCAAUGGUACCGGUACAAAAGUGGUGCUUAAAGAGGCAGGUAAGCUAUGGCGCAGCAAUAAUGUACUAAGUUAAUUUAAAAUAACUGGUGUAACGGCAUUUCCACCCUUCCUCCUUUGUCCCUUAUUGUUUCUAAGGUCUCAUAAAGUAAGAGAAUAAAUAUAUUUAAAGAUGUGUGUUUGAGGGACAUGCACGUAUUUCUGGUCCUUUUCUGAUUGAUAUUUCUUUUUUUUUUUUUUGCUUGAAUGGCACUUCAGAAAAAUAUAUUUUUUGACAGUAUGUUAUUCUUACUGGAUUCGAACGCAAUACUCAUAUAUUAUCAUUCAGUUGCUUUACCAACUGAAAAAGUUAUUCGUGUUUGAUUUUUGAAAAGGAAUUAAUACACGCCUAAAUUUGUUAUAGGUCUUAAAGCCGUAAAUGA